AGCUGCGGUUGUCUCCUUGUGUUAGUUCGUGUUUUGUUAGUUUUGCGUCAGUUUCUUUAAACUUCGGCCACAUCCACUUCCCUAAGCGAGCCUACUGUUAGCCUAGCCUGUAGCCUGCUAGCAGCCCGGGGCACUUUCCAGACUCCAAACGCCAGACUCCGUUAACAUAUUGUGGAGUUUAAAGUGGCCUGGCUCGCCGCUGAACAGCUGCUCCUCCUGAAACGCAACUGAAGGCUUUUUACGAAUCCUCAACACACACUUGUCCAUUCGACUAACAUUUGGCACAAAACAGUUCUUACUUUGACUAUAUGUAAACUUAACUGUGGUGAGACGCGUUUCCAACAGUAUCAACACUUUCAUACCUGCUGAUUCUUCACAUGAGAUUCCCGCUUCGUGAAACAUGACCGAAUUGAUCAUAGAUCUUAGCAAUAUAUAAAAGUCUCUUUUACCAGGUAUGUGGGCAACCUGCUGUAACUGGUUGUGUAUGGACUCGGCGGACGUCGACCAGUCAGGUGGAGGUGAGCGUCGUCAUCGGUCCUACAGUAACUCAGCGUUCACCAGUCAGCCGUCUCCCCCCGCCGAACACACCUGUAAGGCCUGCGGGGGGCGUUUCGACACACCUGCCAAGAAGCAUGUGUGUGUGGACUGCAAGAAGAACUACUGCAGCCGCUGCUCGGCCCAGCUGGAGCCCCGCCCCCGCCUCUGUCACACCUGUCAGCGUUUCUACGGCAACCUGCUGCAGCGGGCAGAGCUCAUGAAGCUCAAAGUGAAGGAGCUCAGAGACUACCUGCACCUGCACGAAGUCUCCACCCACCUGUGCCGAGAGAAGGAGGAGCUGGUGGAGCUGGUCCUGGGUCAGCAGUCUUCACCAUCCAGUGGCUCAGCCCCUGAGACUCUGACGCCUGACUCCCCCUCUGUUACCUCUGAGCCCCCUGACUUGACUCCUCACAUCGCCACCUUGACCCCCGACCCUCCAACACCCACGCCGAUCCUGACCCCUGACCCUCCCGCUGCACAGCCUGAAGACCCGGACCCUCCCACAGAGUCCGCCCCCGCCCAGCCCGACGUUCAGGGAGAAGACCAGACCUGGGACCCUGAGGAGCCCCAGGUUUCUGGUCGUAAGGCCUCUCUGUCCGACCUGAGCGGUCUGGACGACAUUGAGGCGCUCAGCGUCCGACAGCUGAAGGAAAUCCUCGCCAGGAACUUCGUCAAUUACAAAGGCUGCUGUGAGAAGUGGGAGCUGAUGGAGAGAGUGAGCCGGCUGUACCAGGACCAGCAGAACCUACUGGCUGCCAACACUGUGAACGCUACGGAGUCCGGCGGCGGUGCUACAGGUGUGGAGGAGAACCUCUGUAAGAUCUGCAUGGACUCUCCCAUCGACUGCGUCCUGCUGGAGUGUGGUCACAUGAUCACCUGCACCAAGUGCGGCAAGAGGAUGAGCGAGUGUCCCAUCUGCCGCCAGUAUGUCGUCCGAGCCGUCCACGUCUUCAGGUCCUGAACGCACCAUCCCUGACCUGAACCCAGGACCACCUCUCUUCAAGCAUUAAAUUGCGAACAAAUCUUCCCGAAGGGACCCGCUACAGAAACACAGUGCUUUUAUUUUGUUAACUCUAAUUUUUUCUAGUGUAAAUAAAAUGUGCGGUGUUGAAGAACAUAAGAAGUGACCUUAUCUGACCUUCAGACAGCAGAGCCGCUGUUUUUUGGACACGGACACUGAAUGUACAGACUGACUCUACAGUUUCACAGGUGGUGGAUCGCAUCUCCGGUUUGAACCAGGAAUCCUCUGUGCCUUCACCAGCUCCUCACCACCUCCCUCUGUCCUGAAAACCCUCGGUCUGGAAAAGCAUCACGAUCCUGCAGUGAAACCUGAAAGUUUCGAAAAGUUUCGGGACACUGAAGGGGGUGGAAAUCUACCAAAGAGAAAUGUGGCUUUACCUCGACGGGGGAGGAGGGUCCACUCAGACCUGCACGGUAUCAGAAAGUCAACAAAUGGCCUCUAACAGACCAUUACAAAGAUGUUUUAUUUUGUUUACAGUCUGCACUGAGCGUAUACUGUAAAAAUAACUAAGUGAAGUGAAGUAAAACAUCAGAUAGAAAAAAAAAAUCUGCAUCUGUAAGGGUGAAGGUAAAGUCAAAUAUCAUAAAAUCAACACCUGGUGGUGGUGAGAGGACUCAAAAGCAAAUAGAAAGAAUUCAGUUCAAAAAAGCGUAAACAACAUCGGGCUUAGCAGCAGACUCUUCACUCAGUUUUUUCAUUUUUUCGUGAAGCUUGAAUUUCCUCGUGUCGAAGCCGAGAUCACUUGCUUUAUCUGCAUCCUCACAACAGGUGAUAACCGCACUGUUGUGGUCCUGUUUGAUGUCAGGACUGACAGCAGCAGGAGACCUGAGACUUUCCUCUAGUUUCCUCUGCUUUCAGAUAUCAGCCUUAUCUUACUUUUCUGACUUACUCAUUGAUUUCCGUGUGAUAAAAUCCGAUGUGGUAACUAAAGCUGCGUCAGACCAGCAGCCAACCAGAGCGGAUGUGUUCACUCAACCAAAAAACAUUACCAUGUUCAUUGAACUGCCUUUAGAUCAGAUCAGAUCAGAUUAUCAGCAGGGUAAUGUCCUCACACUGAGCCCCGCCCCCCGGCCUCAGGUGACUGCUCGGUUACACCUUUACCUUCGGACGUGCAGGUGAGCGUCUUGUAGCAGAAAGGUGAACAUGUUCACAGUUUAACAUUUGGUAGAUCUGAUGCUGCUGUUUCCCUUCAGAUCCUCCAUGUCACAAACUGAAAAACCCUAACGAAGCUGCAUUAAAACGGAGCUGACCUGAAAUAAUGAAAUUUAAAGCUCAGAACCAUCGUUUAUAUUUUCCCCGGGGAUUUGACAGGUAUAGGGAAUUUGGGGAAUUUUUAUAUUCUGUGAUUUAAAAACAUGAUAUUUUUUUAGAGUGAUUACAGUGUUUUUACUCACAUUUGUGACCAUUUUAGGGCAAUAAAGGUACAUCAUUGAAUAAAGGAUACAUAUAAAGUAAAACAUUAAUUCUAUUUUUAAAGGUCAGUAAUUUCCAUAUGAUUCCCUUGGAAGUUGCCCGGAUAUAACGAUGUAAUCAGGCACAAAUUGUAAAGACAACUGUGACAAAGUUCUGAGAGAGUUAUUCAGCGUUUAUGUGGUUGUAUUGAGUUUAAUAGCACUUGUAAAGCUGCAGAAAAUGUAAUGGAACAGCUUAAUUCCUGAAACUUAAGUGGACCUGUCGCUGUACUGGUCCUCCAUGUUCUCAUCUGACUCUGGAAAAGACAGAGAACAAGAAAAUUUACUCUAAUGUUGGACUGUGCCUGUAGAUUUAUAUCAGAUUUAAUAGAAACUACAGAGGCCCGAUGACGCUUCCCUGAGGGACUCCAUGUGUUAUUAAAGACAGGGAACAUGAUCUACUCAUGUUUACCAGCAGACUUUUCUCUGUUGUUGAAAGGACACAUCAGCAGCAAAACUCUUUGGUUUGAAGUUGCCUUCGUGUCUUAUUAUAACUGAUUGCACUAAUCUGUGGAUGCUGAAAUUUUUUUGAACUUCCUCUAUAAAUUUGUUUUUGAACUUAUUUAGAGAUGACGUAGGACAGAUAUGUUGUCCCUUUUUGUUUUUCUUGACGUUUUUGUUCCUCUGAGAUCAGUGAUUUUGACUUUUGCUGUGGAUAUUUUGAUUUUUUUUUUUUUUUGUGUGUGUGUGAAAAGAUUACAAACCUGUUUUUGCUAGAACUUGUUGCAAGAAUUAAUUAAUUAAUUACAACGCACUUUGAUUUCUCUGCUACAAUAUGUGAAUAACGUCAUUAUCGCAACACUGUGAGAGUUUUAUAUGACCAAACUCAUAUUGGACAGAAACUCAUGUUGCUGGGUUCUUCUCCAGGCGGUUGUUAGCAUCGUUAGCUAUGCCCACUGAGACCAACACAACUGGAAGCUAACAUGCAAGCGCUCAUCUGUUUGUUUCAGGCUUGUGAAAAUACAGCAGUGUUAAAUUACAGCCCUCGUCACAGGGUUUCGAUGUCUACGAGUUGUGGUUUCAACCACCAAACUUCUAAAUCAAUGAUUAUGUCAUUUGAACAACUGAGGAUGAAAGAGGUGAAAUGAUACAACAUUUUGCAUAAAAGGAUAGGCCAUUUAAAAAAAAAAAAAAGUGCAGGAGGUUUCAGUUUUUUCUUUCAAUCCCUCAUAUAUAACUUGCGACCCACUGGAGGGGUCUCGACCCCCAGGUUGGGAACCACUGCUUUUAAUGAGAGACGCUAGCACUGCUCAGCUGAGAGCUGCUUUAACUCCUCUGUUACAUCACAGUUCAGAUACUUUGGGAUGUUCUUCAAACGUCACUGGGAUCUGUUAGGAAAUGAAAUAUUUUAAACAAAAAGCUUUAGUUUUCUGAGUGAACAUUGCUGAAUAAUUUUUUAAUAAAAUUCAU
Xiphias gladius (swordfish) is the source of this 4419-nucleotide messenger RNA. It is a transcript of the gene rffl, whose product is annotated as ring finger and FYVE-like domain containing E3 ubiquitin protein ligase. The transcript is spliced from 8 exons. Gene Ontology annotation, cellular component: plasma membrane; cytoplasm. The record is from RefSeq and is a predicted model, not a curated record. Gene Ontology annotation, biological process: protein K48-linked ubiquitination; negative regulation of extrinsic apoptotic signaling pathway via death domain receptors; proteasome-mediated ubiquitin-dependent protein catabolic process. The coding region runs from base 455 to 1498 and encodes 347 amino acids. Gene Ontology annotation, molecular function: ubiquitin protein ligase activity. Lineage: Eukaryota; Metazoa; Chordata; Actinopteri; Istiophoriformes; Xiphiidae.